CUUGGUCAAACGAGAGGAGAAAAUGUGGAUCGUGCUUCAUCUGCUGCUCCUGCUCCAAAGUGGAGAAUGUGCAGUUGCUUACACUUUUUCCACUAAGACUGUUGGACCUGGACAAAGUGUCUCUCUGACAUGUACCGUGGGGUCAACUACGAAUGUCCAAUACGUAUUUUGGAUCCGAUUUGUUUCUGGAAUCUCUCCUGAAGUUUUGAAGUCAACAUCAUUUCACAGUUCAGGCCCUUUAACAUCAAAUACUGGACAUCGCUUCACGGGCAAAAAGGAACAAGAGACAAUUGUUUUGCAAAUAAGUCAAGUAGAGAAAAGUGAUACGGCGAUCUACUACUGUUUCAGAGUACGAUUAGAUCAACUCGUGAUUUUAAAAGGAACAUUCCUUCAGGUCACAGAACCAGAACCCUCCGUGUCUGUUGUCUCUGAAGUCCGACCAGGACCGCCUGUGAAGUUGCAGUGCUCAGUCCUCUCCCACUCUGGGAAUGACAUCUGUCAGGAUGGACACAAAGUGUCCUGGUUCAGAACUGGACCAGAAAGUGUCCAUCCCAGCUUUGUUUAUGGCGAAUGCAAGAUCAAAGAUAAUUCCACACAGAAAUGUGUCCACACUUUCAAAAAGAACAUCAACUCCUCUGAUGCUGGAACUUACUUGUGUGCUGUGGUCACAUGUGGGAGGAUUUUCAUGGGAAAUCCAACAAAAGUCAACAUUGAAGAUUCCAGCAGCUGCGAUUCAUACAAAAUUAAGAAUUCCAGCAGCUGCGAUUCAUACAAGUAUGUUAUCUUUGUCUUGAGUGCUGCUUUGGCCUUAGGUUUCUUUAUGUCAGCCUUCCUCAUCAACAAGAUCAGGACAAACAACUGUUUUUGCUGCAAAGCUGGUCCACAAACACUCGAUGAAACAUUCAGUCGCUCCCAGCAGAGAGACGAGGACUCUUUGGUUUAUUCCAUGCCGACCUUUGUCUCCAGGAAAACUGGCAGAUCGAGGCAGACAAAUACGAGGGCAGCAGAGGAAUUCAGCACGUACACUGACGUGUGUCUUCAUGACUCAAUCCUCACCACACAAAAUUAAAAUGUGCUCUGAUACACAUUCUGCUACUAUUUUUUAUUUUACAUUUUCAUUAUCUUUACUUUUCCCCCAUGAUAAAAUGACAACUGAGACUAGAAGACGAGGUAGGAAUAUCUUGAUUCUAUGUCAGUGAAAUUGUGAUUUUUUCUUCGAGGAAUUUGUGUCAAAACUGUUUAUAGAAUUGAAACACAUUUAUAGAAAUCAACCAGGAGGACCCUAGAUUUAUUGUUUUAGAAAGAUGCAAGGUGUAAGCCUAUCGACGGAAACUAUUGAAAUCCGAGUUGUACUUUUGUGCUGAUUUGGAAAUGUCCACUAUGUUCAUGUAUGCUGAUUAAAAUGUAAUGUAAAUAAAAAGGUACUAAACAUU
Nerophis ophidion (straightnose pipefish) is the source of this 1433-nucleotide messenger RNA. Its product is annotated as immunoglobulin gamma-1 heavy chain-like. Gene Ontology annotation, biological process: response to bacterium. The transcript is spliced from 7 exons. The record is from RefSeq and is a predicted model, not a curated record. The coding region runs from base 23 to 1069 and encodes 348 amino acids. NCBI's taxonomy places the organism in Eukaryota, Metazoa, Chordata, Actinopteri, Syngnathiformes, Syngnathidae.